AUGGACGACUGUCAGCAGCAAGAGCAGCACACACCUCAUAAUUCCGAAAAAACUAUUCCCUCUUGCAGUAAUUUUGUCCAACCAGGGGAGAAGCCCCACAAGUGCCUAGUGUGCUCGCAAGCUUUCAGCUGCAAGAGUUACCUCGCAAAACACAAACGGAUCCACCCAAGAGAAGAGCAAUUUUGUUGCUCUAUAUGCUCCAAAAGUUUCACCCGACAGUGCUAUCUUAUCUCUCAUGAGCGCACCCAUACUGACAAGAGGCUUUUCCACUGCUUCAUAUGCUCUAAAAGUUUUUCUAAAAAAUGUAAUCUCACAACUCAUGAGCGUACCCACACAGGGGAAAAGCCCUUCCACUGCUCCAGGUGCUCUAGAAAUUUCAGCCAAAAGUGUCACCUCAGGACUCACGAGCGCACCCAUACUGGCGAGAAGCCCUUUCAUUGCUCCAAGUGCUCUAAAAGCUUCUCCAAGAAGAAUAAUCUUACAACUCAUGAGCGUACCCACACAGGGGAAAAGCCCUUCCACUGCUCCAGAUGCUCCAACAGUUAUUCCAAAAAAUGCUCUCUCGAAGCACACGAGCGCACUCACACAGGAGAGAAGGCCUUCCAUUGUUCCAAGUGCUCCAAAAAAUUUACCAGAAAAUAUAAUCUCGUACAUCAUGAUCGUACGCACACGGGGGAGAAGCCCUUCUCCUGUUCUGUGUGCUUCAAAAAUUUUACCCAAAAUUCUCAUUUAAUAUCUCAUGAGCGCACCCACACAGGCGAGAAGCCAUUUCACUGCUCCAAGUGCUCUACAUCUUUUUUUAGAAAACAUCAUCUUAUUUCGCACGAGCGCACCCACACGGGGGAAAAACCAUUCCCCUGUUCCAAAUGCACCAAAAAAUUUUCCAGAAGAGAUUAUGUCACAGCCCACGAGCGUACCCACAAAAAGGAGAAGCCCUUCCACUACUCCAGUUGCUCUAAUAGAGUGUCCAGGGAAGGUACUCCUACAUUACAUGAGAGCACCAAUACCGAGGGGAAGCCUUUCAAUUGCUCCAGAUGCUCUAAAAACUUUUCCAGAAAAUAUUAUCUCAUAACGCAUGAGUGCACCCACAUAGAGGAUAAGCUAAACAGUGGUCCGGCGAACUCUCAGGCCAUCAGUGUACUCAAGUCUGAUCUGCCGAGGCAUGUACCAACUUAUGAACCAAGCCAUGAACUUCCAUCUUCUUCACAAACUUCUGGUCAUUCGGCGAAGUUUAUAGACAACUGCAUGGCCGAGAAGGUGUUUCAGUGCUUCAUGUGCCAAAAGAACUUUGCGGAAAGACGUCACUGGGAGAUACAUUCGUAUCAAUGUUGUUAG
This is a messenger RNA of Copidosoma floridanum, 1335 nucleotides long. Its product is annotated as oocyte zinc finger protein XlCOF6.1. The record is from RefSeq and is a predicted model, not a curated record. NCBI's taxonomy places the organism in Eukaryota, Metazoa, Arthropoda, Insecta, Hymenoptera, Encyrtidae.